AUGAGAGGCCGUGUGACUUCGGCUCAGGCCAAGACGCUGCUGCACAACAAGUUUGUGGUGGUUCUGGGAGGAUCAGUUCAGCGUUCCAUGUACAAAGAUCUGGUGCGACUCCUUCAGACAGACCGCUUCCUGACCAUGUCUCAGCUCAAGACCAAAGGGGAGCACUCGUUUGAGAGUGACCAUCUGGUGGAGGGCGGUCAGCUGGGCGUCCUGUCCAAUGGCACAGACUACAGAGAGGUGCGGGAGUUCCACACAGACCACCACCUGCUGCGCUUCUACUUCAUCACACGAGUCUACAGCCCGUACAUGCAGAGGGUCCUGGACGAGCUGAGGGAGGGGCCGCCGCCGGACCUCGUCAUCGCCAGCUCCUGCGCCUGGGACAUGACCCGGUACGGCCAGAACUGUCUGGAGAAGUACAAGGAGAACCUGCACAGCUUCUUGGGGCAGAUGCAGACGCUGGUGUGUGGUCCGGGGCUGGUGCUGUGGACUCUGGCCAUGCCUCUGGCCCGGCAGAUCCGAGGGGGCUUCCUGGUGCCUGAGGUGAGUCACUUAGGCCCCUCCCUCUGCUAUGACAUCAUCGAGGCGAACUUCUACAGUGGGCUUCUGGCCGACGCCUACGGUCUGGACACUGUGGACCUGCACUUCCACUUCAGGAGGAGCCUGCAGCACCGGGAGCCGGACGGGGUGCACUGGGACGCUCUGGCCCAUCGCUCCAUCAGCACCCUCCUCCUGCUGCACCUGGCCCAGGCCUGGGGGGUCCUGCUGAGGGUCCACUCUGCUGGCCCCGCCCCCCCUGUGUCCAAGAGGAAGCGGUGUAAAGUGAAGUGGCCCCCUCCCCCUCCUCCCCCUCCUCCCCCUCCUCCCCCUCCUCACCCACUCAGGGACCCAGGACUGCGGGGGUGUCCUGGAUACAGAUCUCCAGACGCAGCUGUGAGUGAGUCCAAUUGGGACUUCCCUGAACCCGGACUGAGGAUGGACCCCUUCCCAGCCCCACGACCACUGAGACAGCCUCCCCCCAGGCCCAGACCCGAGUUUCCAGACGCAGCUGUGAGUGAGUCCACGUGGGACUUCCCUGAACCUGGACUGAGGAUGGAUCCCUUCCCAGUCCCACGACCAUGGAGACCACCUCCCCCCAGGCCCAGACCCGAGUCUCCAGACGCAGCUGUGAGUGAGUCCAUGUGGGACUUCCCUGAACCUGGACUGAGGAUGGACCCUUUCCCAGUCCCACGACCACGGAGACCACCUCCCCCCAGGCCCAGACCCGAGCCUCCAGACGCAGCUGUGAGUGAGUCCACAUGGGACUUCCCUGAACCUGGACUGAGGAUGGAUCCCUUCCCAGUCCCACGACCACGGAGACCACCUCCCCCCAGGCCCAGACCCGAGUCUCCAGACGCAGCUGUGAGUGAGUCCAUGUGGGACUUCCCUGAACCUGGACUGAGGAUGGACCCUUUCCCAGUCCCACGACCACGGAGACCACCUCCCCCCAGGCCCAGACCCGAGCCUCCAGGUCGGUCUGGAGGUUGGGGCCCGGUGCGAGGUGGACGGUGGGGGGAAGAGAGCUGGAGGAGGCCCAUCAGGAGUCACCCGUACCCCCCUGCAGCAGCCAGGCCUCUCACCUGGGGCUGGUGA
Molecule: messenger RNA, 1629 nt
Organism: Knipowitschia caucasica
Lineage: Eukaryota; Metazoa; Chordata; Actinopteri; Gobiiformes; Gobiidae
Source: the annotation of a GenBank genome assembly